This is a messenger RNA of Pistacia vera, 1049 nucleotides long. RefSeq names its product syntaxin-71-like. Gene Ontology annotation, biological process: vesicle fusion; intracellular protein transport. Bases 1 to 801 code for a protein of 266 amino acids. Lineage: Eukaryota; Viridiplantae; Streptophyta; Magnoliopsida; Sapindales; Anacardiaceae. The record is from RefSeq and is a predicted model, not a curated record. The transcript has 9 exons. Gene Ontology annotation, cellular component: membrane; SNARE complex; endomembrane system. Gene Ontology annotation, molecular function: SNARE binding; SNAP receptor activity.
AUGACUGUGAUAGAUUUGAUCACCAGAGUCGAUGCGAUUUGCAAGAAAUACGAAAAGUACGAUGUCGAUAAGCAGAAAAACAACAACGUCGCCGGCGACGACGCUUUCGCUCGCUUAUACGGCGCUGUAGAGGCGGACCUCGAUGCUGCUCUCCAGAAAUCGGAGGCGGUCGCAACGGAGAAAAAUCGGGCGACAGCAGUUGCCAUGAACGCGGAGAUUCGAAGAACGAAAGCUAAAUUGCUUGAAGAAGUCCCGAAGUUACAAAGACUUGCUUUUAAAAAGGUCAAAGGGCUUUCAAAGGAAGAGCAUGAGGCUCGAAGUGAUUUAGUUGCUGCACUGAAAGAAAGGAUUGAAGCGAUACCUGAUGGAUCAACAACUGCAGCUAAACAAAGUGAUGGUGGGGCAACUUCGACCUCGUAUACAGGAAUCAAAAUUGAUUCAUAUUCAGAUGGGAAAUUCGAUAAUGAGUACUUUCAAGAAACAGAAGAGUCGAACCAGUUCAGGCAAGAGUACGAAAUGCGGAGGAUGAAACAGGAUCAAGGUUUAGAAGUUAUAGCAGAAGGAUUGGACACGUUGAAAAACAUGGCACAUGACAUGAAUGAGGAAGUGGACAGACAAGUGCCUAUGAUGGAUGAAAUAGAUGAAAAGGUUGACAGGGCUACCUCUGACCUCAAAAGUACUAAUGUGAGGCUCAAGGAUACUGUAAACCAGCUGAGGUCCAGCCGCAACUUCUGCAUUGAUAUCAUUCUGUUGUGUAUAAUCUUAGGCAUUGCUGCCUAUCUGUACAAUGUGUUGAAGUGAAAUUGGUGUUCAACCUACAACUUCCACGACCUCUCUACUUUUCCAGGUCAUGGGUCUUCUAUGGCUUUAGGUUCUAUUUGCGUUAACUUCUCCACUUGUAUGUAUUGUGGUAUAUUGUGUCUCCCUGGCUUGAGGAUUUUUAGUGUUUAUGUAUAAAAUUAUAUUUUUGGCCGUUUUAUGGUAACUUUUUAUCUUGUUUCAUAUACUAAAAAUUUCGGCAAUAUGAGCUCCCAUUUGUUUUAUGACAA